AUGGAGGGCGGCUGCUCGUUCAUCCCAGGUUAUGUUUUCGAGGACAUUGCUGCGUUGCAGGAUGUCGAAAAAGAUUUGAAGGAAUUAGCACAAUCGACGCUCGACGUGGCGCAACUAAAGGAUAUCGAGAAGGACCUCGACGACAUACUGACUCAACUAGAUGAGUUACUGCGGCAAGAGCAAGGGGACCGGACAGAUCAAGACUCUGCAUUCGAAGCGCCUGGACUUACUCGCAAGAUAUAUUCUCUCGCCAAUGCGGGAGUUGGUGACGCGAAGAGGAAUACAGACUUGGCUCAGCUUGUUCGACACGAAGCCAGCCCUGACUCAACUGAGGACAUAGCAGUCAAUAAAUGUUACGAAUACUUCGGCGAUGUCUACAACUUCUUCUCUGAGUUGUUCGAGCGCAAUUCGAUAGACAACAAUGGGAUGCCACUCAUCGGAGUGGUGCACUAUGGCACCAACUACGCCAACGCUCAAUGGAUUGCUGACAAGAAGCUUAUAAUCUUCGGCGAUGGCUUUGCGCGCGAUUCUUCGGAUGCUGCCAAACCCAAGGCUGAUCACACUGGAUACUUUGGUAACUUUUAUGAUUCCUUAGAUCUCAUGGCCCACGAGAUCAUGCACGGGAUCACGACUUGCGUGACGAAGGUAGUACCGGGUCCCUGUGAAACUGGGGCAUUAGUCGAGCACAUAGCCGAUGUUUUCGGUAUCAUGGUCAAGCAGCACAAGUUGCAGCACACUGUCGAGCAGGCUGAUUGGCUGAUUGGGCAAGAGCUCAUCCUCCCUGAGUUGAAGGACAUGGCCCUCAGGUCAUUCAAAAGUCCCGGCACUGCCUAUAUACUUCCAAACAACUAUGGCAGAGAUAAACAGAUAGCACAUUGCGAUCAAUUCAAGCCCUGGGCGGAUCCGCACAUCAAUUCUGGAAUACUCAAUCAUGCAUUCUAUCUAGCUGCAAUGGAGGUUGGCGGUCACUCCUGGGAGAAACUUGGCAAGAUCUGGUGGAAGACAUUGACAGAGAGCAAGAUAGACUUCAGUCAGCUCAAAGGCACCUGGGUUCCGUUUGCUCGGAAGACUGUUGAAUUCGCACAAGAAUACGGACAAGGUGUACAGAACGCUAUCUCAAAUGCUUGGGGAAGUGUAGGCAUCAAAAUCUGA
Lithohypha guttulata is the source of this 1152-nucleotide messenger RNA. RefSeq names its product subtilisin-like protein (gene prt1). The record is from RefSeq and is a predicted model, not a curated record. The transcript has 2 exons. The coding region runs from base 1 to 1152 and encodes 383 amino acids. Gene Ontology annotation, molecular function: metalloendopeptidase activity. Lineage: Eukaryota; Fungi; Ascomycota; Eurotiomycetes; Chaetothyriales; Trichomeriaceae.